AUGGAGGAGUCUCCAUUAAGGGAAUCAGUGCUAAACAUCAAAUCCAAGGUCACCUGCCAACGUACAGGUCUUCUGUGGAAACUGGCAUGACUAUGAGCUCGUACAGCUUCAGAUUCCUCAAGUAUCUAUCUAUAUGUGGCAGUGACGCUAAAAGUGGCAGAUCAUAUUAGCCAGGUAAACAGCAAGUCCAUCGAAAUGACAAUUCCACAGUUUCAGAAUUUCUACAGACAGUUCAAGGAAAUUGCUGCUUUAAUUGAAACUAUGACUGAAACUGUAAUUGAAUCAAUCCCGUCCUCUCAGAGAGUCUCCAGCAAAGAAAAGGUACCCAGUUCCAAAAUCUUGGCAGCUACGACAGCUCCUUCCCUGAAGUUGCCAGCAGCCCGAGUUCCCACCUAA
This is a messenger RNA of Mesocricetus auratus (golden hamster), 396 nucleotides long. RefSeq names its product COMM domain-containing protein 6-like. The transcript has 2 exons. The record is from RefSeq and is a predicted model, not a curated record. Lineage: Eukaryota; Metazoa; Chordata; Mammalia; Rodentia; Cricetidae.